ACAACCAUGCACGCUAGGGAUUGGUUAUUGGCUUUCAUUGGGGUGUUUUUACCGUUUGUUCCAGUUGGCAUCAAACGUGGUAUCUGUUCUGCAGACUUUUGGAUCAACAUUGCACUAUGUUUCCUUGGCUUUUUGCCAGCUCUGAUACAUUGCUGGUAUAUCAUAUCUUGCUAUCCGCAUGAUACCCAUACGAGGUAUACUGGAGUCACGCUACCUGGACGCGAACAACAGAACUAUGGCAGCGUUUGACCUAGGUUCUAGUUCAUGAAGGGACACUCGAAAGGGUGGUCUUAAAUAACUUUGUGUAUGUGGGGG
Ogataea polymorpha is the source of this 315-nucleotide messenger RNA. RefSeq lists its product as uncharacterized. Lineage: Eukaryota; Fungi; Ascomycota; Pichiomycetes; Pichiales; Pichiaceae. Gene Ontology annotation, cellular component: membrane. The record is from RefSeq and is a predicted model, not a curated record. The transcript has a single exon. Bases 7 to 249 code for a protein of 80 amino acids.